CGGCCUGCGCUAUUUCCCCUACAAUACCUCCGUCGCUUACUGUGUUAUUGCUCCAGGUACUAUUGUUCCUUCAAGUAUCAGACUGAUCCCCAGAAUGCGGGAUCUGAUGCUCCGACGGGAGAUGAGCAGCCUAUAUCCGCCGGUCUCCCCAAAGAUAUCACCCUCGCCGCCUUGUCGCAACUGGGUGUCUUUCGAACGGGAUCGAAUCGAUGCUUCGUGUCGAUCAUUGACGGUCAAAACCAGUUCAUCAUUUCCGAAACCACUAAGUCUAUCUCUCUGCGGGAUAAGGACAAGCACCUCCCCGGCGAUGGUGUGUACAUUGGGGUCCGAGCGCUAGAUCUGGUGUGGGGGGUGUGCCCUCACACCAUCAAGCUGUUCACUUCGAUUGAUUCUUCGAAUGACAUCGAUACACCCAACGUGACGGCAAAUAAAUCCCGUUAUAUCAUCCGCGAUUUUACAAAAGAGGAUUGCUUCAAGGAUCGCCCUUACGUCCUUGACUGGCCGCACAUGCGGUUCUACGCCGAAGUGCCGCUAUUUAGCGCUGCUGGAUACGUGCUCGGCUCUUACUGUGUUGUGGAUGACAAACCCCGAGAUAAGUUCGAUGAUGAAGAGGUUGCUGUUCUGCAGGAAGUGUCGGAUGCGAUCGCAGCACAUCUGGAGAACGUUCGUCUAGUUCACAUCCAACAUCGGGCGGAAUCUCUCAUGAAAGGGUUGACUAGUUUUGUAAAAGAAAAUCCCGAGUUCGAACCCACCGAGGCCUCGAGAGAUGGCCAUCUCGUACCAUCUGCUCUCAAUAUACCAGGCUACAUGUCCACCGGCAGCGGCGGCAGUGGAAACGAGUUUUUCGGCGCACAUCCAGGCGGACAAAGCGCUUACAAUGUCUCGAUGCUAGAUGAUAUGUCUUCGGCAGUUUUGGAAACAUCAUCACCAUUAUUCUCGCAAGAGAAAGUUUCACGGCCUACCGAUCCGUCUUCCUUUUCAACUUCAUCGGAUAGGCCUAACGUCCUAAGUCCCGCGGAAGAAAAAUCUCUUGAGGAGGCAUUGAAGGUCCGUGAGGUCAGUCCGAGCGCAACCGAAGCGAGGCGCAAAACCUCUGCAAGGGUAUCAUUGAUGGAUAGUGUCUCCAUCGCCGAACGGAUUGCCAUGGUAUUCGAUCGUGCUAGUGUGUUGCUCAGAGAGUCCAUGGAUCUGGAUGGCGUGGUAUUUCUCGAUGCAAGUCAUAGUAACUCCUCAUUCAAAUCGCCGCGAGAGCCUAAAAGUUGGGAGCCGUUCCCAUACACUGCGGAUAAUGGGAUCCGAGUCGCUCCACCUCCCAGUCCUUUCGGCCUGGCACAACCCGAAAAGCCCUGUGAUAUUCUCAGCUUCGCUUUGAAACCCCCGUCAAAUAAUACACAGGCAGACUGUGAUCUCCAGGUACCCGAAAAGCUCCUACACGAGUUGACGAUAGCUUACCCCCGGGGUCAAAUCUUCAGCUUCGAGGAGAGAGUCGUCGAUGACCACCUGUCUCACGGGGGUGAUCGGUCAAUUAAACUCGGCGUUGGCUUUGAGGCAGCGCAGAAUAUCUCAGAUCGUCUCGCCCAAUGUAUGCCCGACGCUGAAUCUCACCAGCGCACAUUGGAGAUCGAAGAAGUACAUUUCUUCAAGGUUUUUGCGGAUUCCAUCAUCUCUGAAAUUUCCCGUCUUCACUGGGCGACCACCGAGAAAUCCAAAUUUGACUUCAUAUCGUCAAUAAACCAUGAGCUCCGCUCUCCGCUUCACGGCAUUCUUGCCAGCACUGAAUUGCUGCAUGCCACUAACCUUUUACCCUCACAAGAUGAUAUUGUAAGGAUGAUUGAACAGUCUGGGAUGAACCUGCUAGAUACCACCGACCACCUAUUGGAUUUCUGCAAAAUUAACAAUUCGAGUUUGAUGAGAAAGUCGCGCCCGGCGAAUGCUGGUGAAAACCCCGCUGGUCUGGCCUCCGAUUUUGCUCUUGACACCCUAGUUGAAGAGGUCGCGAAUAUCAUUUAUACUGGCCAAAGGGCGCUUGCAAGAGGCAUUGGUCUUCGUCAGACAUACUCAUCCAGCGAGGCCAAUGGUGAAUCCCCUCAGCGGGUUUCCAGUGAGAUGGAUAAGCUUUCCGUCGUUAUUCGUAUUGAAAAAGCCUAUGAUUGGAAUAUUCGCUCGGUGGCCGGUGUCUGGAGAAGAAUCGUGAUGAAUCUACUAGGCAACGCUUUGAAAUGGACAAAAAAGGGAUUCGUCGAGGUCUCACUAUCCAAGGCCCAGCAUCAUUCCUGUCCCGGUUCUCUUCUUGCCCAUCUCUCUGUCAUAGAUACUGGUAGUGGAAUUGCGCCUGACUACCUCAAAAGCCAUCUCUUUACUCCUUUCUCCCAGGAGGAUUCGCUUUCGGAGGGCGUCGGGCUUGGUCUCAGCAUUGUGCGCCAACUGGUCACUUCGCUUGGUGGCAAUAUCACCUUGAAGAGUGAGCAAGAUGUUGGAACACAGGCCGAUGUCUACCUCCCAAUUCAAUGUCUUGAGUCCACUCCAGAACAGUCUUCUGGCGAUACCCUCCUUGAGUCACAAAAUCCGACCACGCAUAUCCAUGCAUGUCUCGUUGGCUUCAAUGCCUACCCAGACCUUCAGGAAAUUCCGACUGGGAUAUUAUCCGCUGAAGCAAAGCGAAAGCUCUCGAUUCAGAGCACGCUUGCUGAUGUUUUCACGACACAACUCGGGUGGGCAAUCUCAUUGGCCGAAACUCUCCAGGAUGGGCGGGGUGAUGUCGUCGUCGUUGAAGAAGAUUGUGUUGAAUCUCUUUCGGAUCUUGAUCACAAGUGUGAUUCAAAAUUCUUUGUCAUUCUCAGUGGCAAGGUCCCCACCCUUGGCGACCACCUCCCCCUCAAUGUGAUCCGAGUUUCCCAACCAUUUGGUCCUCAAAAGAUUCACCAGGCUGCUCAAAAGAUUUUGAAGUUGCAUGCAGAGCAACGUACAGCUCUUAGCGCUGGUGCCAUACCAGGUGUUCCUCCAAUAGAGCUUUCAGCUCAUCCAGUGUCAGAAGGGGUCUCCACACUUGUCCCUAUCGAUGGCAAAAUUAAUCCUCUGGGAGACAAUUCUGGUUCCGCAGUUCAAACUACCCUAUCCUUCCAACCAGCAGUUGAUCACAACGGAAUACAUGUCCUCAUUGUGGAUGACAACGAGAUUAACCUCAAGAUCAUGGCAACGUUCAUGCAAAAGUCCGGUUGCAGCUAUGAGACAGCCUCCAAUGGACUCAUUGCUCUGGAGAAAUACUCAACUUCAAGCCGGAGGUUCAAUUUCAUUCUCAUGGACCUAUCAAUGCCUGUCAUGGACGGUAUCGUCUCAACAAACAAGAUACGCCAAUAUGAAAACGAGGCGUGCCUCGAGAGAUGUCGCAUCAUGGCGGUGACUGGAGUUGCGUCAGCUCCUAUGAAACAGCAAGCAUUUGCUGCCGGAAUCAACGACUACCUAAUCAAACCUCUCUCUCUUCGCCAGUUGAAGACGCUUAUGAAUAUUGCAUGA
Messenger RNA from Penicillium maclennaniae, 3513 nucleotides. RefSeq names its product hybrid sensor histidine kinase/response regulator. Gene Ontology annotation, molecular function: phosphorelay sensor kinase activity; protein binding. Gene Ontology annotation, biological process: phosphorylation; phosphorelay signal transduction system. The transcript is spliced from 7 exons. NCBI's taxonomy places the organism in Eukaryota, Fungi, Ascomycota, Eurotiomycetes, Eurotiales, Aspergillaceae. The record is from RefSeq and is a predicted model, not a curated record. The annotation marks the transcript as partial.